UCUCAUAAAGCAAUGAAGAUUCAACCAAUCUUAUUGUUAUUGGUGAUAUCAAUGGUUUCCUGUGAUGAUGAGAGGUCCUUGUUGCUGCAAUUUAAGAACAGUCUCACGUUCGACCCUGAUUAUUCCACCAAGUUGAAGACAUGGAAUCAAAGUAUUGAAUGCUGUGAUUGGAGUGGUGUAACCUGCAAUGAUGAGGCUCAUGUUAUUGCUCUUGAUUUGAUUGAGGAAAACAUCCAAGGUGCAUUAGACAAUUCAAGCAGCCUUUUCAGUCUCCAACAUCUUCAGAGUUUGAAUUUGGCUUCCAAUGACUUCAAUUCUUCCAUUCCAUCCAAAUUCAACAAAUUGCAGACCUUAACUUACUUGAACUUGUCAGGUGCUGGCUUUGUGGGACAAGUUCCAACAGAAAUUUCUCAACUUACAAGGUUGGUUACUCUUGAUCUCUCAUUUUAUGGCAUAUCUUUAGACUCACCACUUGAGGUUCAAGAUUUUGGAAAGCUUGUUCAAAACCUCACCAAUAUUAGAAAAUUAUAUCUGGAUGGGGUAUCAAUAUCAGGUGAAGGACAUGAAUGGUACAAUGCUUUGCUGCUGCUGCCUAGCCUCGAAGAAUUGAGCAUGUCAGACUGUGGGUUGAUGGGAACAUUUCCUCCAGAAAUCUUUCAGAUUACAACUUUGUCAUAUAUUGACAUCUCAGUAAAUCAAGACCUCCAUGGUUCCUUUUUGGACUUUCCACUCAAUGGAUCUCUUCAUACCAUAAUAGUAGGUCAUACAAAAUUUUCUGGAACACUUCCUCUUUCUAUGGGUAACAUGGUGAAUUUAUCAAUAUUAUAUCUUUAUAAUUGCCACUUCAGUGGAACACUUCCCAUCUCAUUUUCAAAACUCACAGAGCUCAAGGAAAUGGAUUUAUCAAACAACAACUUUGUUGGUCCAAUUUCAUCAUCUGCUCUUUUUGAAGGAAUGCAAAGUCUUUCCAGUAUUGACUUGAGUUACAAUUCCAUUAGUGGCACCAUCCCUUCAUCUCUUUUCAUGAUCCCAUCAUUGCAAUAUGUUGACCUUUCCAACAAUCAAUUUAGUAAAUUGGAAGAGUUCAUAGAUGUGUUUACCUCUAAACUAGAGUACCUUGAUUUAAGUUGCAAUAAUCUAUCAGGGUCUAUACCACCACCUAUCUUCCAGCUUAGAGGGCUUGCUUCUCUCAAUUUAAGCAAUAAUAAAUUGUCAGGGCCAAUACCUCCAUCUAUCAUCCAACAUAGUGGACUUAAUGAGCUUGAUCUUUCCUCAAACAAGUUCAGUGGGGCAAUGCAGAUAGAUGCACUUGUUCAACUAAAAAACUUAAAUGAUUUAGACCUUUCAUUCAACAAGAUAGAUGAUGUGAAUUUCACAGAUGUUGCACUUUCCACCUUUCCACAGCUACGCAGUCUAAACUUGGCAUCCUGCAACUUGAAAACUUUCCCCGGUUUCUUGAGGUACCAAUCUGGUUUAAAUGAGCUGGACCUCUCAUAUAACCAGAUUCAAGGAACAGUACCCAACUGGAUUUGGAGACUAGAUAGUCUUGGCUAUCUUGAUGUCUCUCACAAUUUUCUAACUAAUUUUGAAGGGCCAUUGCAGAACCUUACUCAAAAUUUGGACACCAUCUUCCUUCAAUUCAAUCAACUGCAAGGGCCAUUCCCAGGUUUUCUCCAUUAUGCUGCUGUUGUGGAUUACUCAAGCAACAAUUUUAGCUCUGUUAUCCCAGUAGACAUUGGUCAUUACAUGUCUAAUACACUUUAUCUUUCUCUUGCAAACAAUAGUUUUCAUGGCAGCAUCCCUCAUUCCUUGUGCAGUGCUUCAAAGCUUCAAGUUCUUGACCUUUCUCAUAACAAAAUAUCUGGCAAAGUUCCCCAUUGUUUAAUGAACUUAGGUGAGACCCUUGGGGUAUUGAAUCUUGGGAACAAUGAAUUAACAGGCCAUAUCCCUGACACAUUUCCAAGUUCAUGUGCUCUACAUACUGUUGUUCUCAAUGAAAAUCGAUUAGCCGGGCCACUUCCCAAGUCCCUUGCACAUUGCACUGCCUUAGAGGUAUUAGAUGUUGGAAGAAAUCAAAUUGUUGGUGCCUUUCCUUGCUUUCUGAGUCACAUAUCCAAGCUUCUUGUCCUGGUUUUGCGGAACAAUAAAUUCCAUGGUCCAAUGGGAUGUCCUAAAGACAAUGGUCUCUGGAACAUGAUUCAGAUUGUUGAUGCAGCUUUUAACAACUUUAGUGGUGAACUGCCUGUCAAAUGGUUCAGAGGAUGGAAGAAGAUGAUAUCCAAUGAUGAUGGAGCAAACUCUGAGCUAAGCAAUAUCCAAUUUGGUCGUGAUAACAGUGACCCAAUAUAUUAUCAAGAUUCAGUAACGGUCAUAAGCAAAGGUCAAGAAAUGGAGUUGGUUAAAAUCCUAACAAUCUUCACUUCGAUUGAUUUCUCAUACAAUCAAUUUGAAGGACCAAUACCAAUAGAACUAAUGAAGUUCAAAGCACUAUUUUUGCUGAACCUGUCACACAAUGCUUUUUCAGGUCAAAUUCCAUCUUCUAUAGAGAAUUUGAAUCAGCUUGAAUCAUUAGACCUGUCAAUGAACUCAUUGGAAGGAGAAAUUCCCACAGAGCUUGCCAAUUUGAACUUCCUAUCCUAUCUGAACCUCUCCUUUAAUCAUCUCACAGGUAAGAUCCCAACAGGUACUCAGCUUCAGUCAUUUGAAGCAAGUUCAUUUGAAGGAAAUAAUGGGUUGUAUGGACCCCCACUAACCAAAAGUCCAAAUCAUGGAAUGCAUGCACUGCCACCACCUGAAAUGCCACCAUGUGGAAGCCUAGCUUGUGAAGUUCAUUGGAAUCUUGUGAGCGCAGAAAUGGGAUUGGUUUUUGGGCUUGGAAUUAUCUUUGGACCCCUCUUGUUUUGGAAGAAAUGGAGGGUGCACUAUUGUCAAUUUCUGGACAAAAUUCUUUGUCAGAUAUUUCCUCAACUAACUCAUAACUUUGAAAGGCGUGGAGGCCAAAAUUACAAGGUUCUGGUAUGGAGGAGGUGUUAGUCAUUCUUUAGUAUCUAAAACUGUUGAUGAUGCCAUUGAUGCAUGAAAAAAAAUGUGUUGGAUAUGUAAUAGUUUUACUUGUUUUCAUUCUCAGAUUUUGGAUAUGUAUUGUGCUAUUAAAUUAUCAUGUGUGUGUGUCUUAUGUUUCUGGUUUUGGUUUUGGUUUUGGUUUGUACUAAGGGUUAAUAAUUAUAUUUC
Arachis duranensis is the source of this 3231-nucleotide messenger RNA. RefSeq names its product receptor-like protein 35. The record is from RefSeq and is a predicted model, not a curated record. Gene Ontology annotation, molecular function: protein binding. The transcript has a single exon. Lineage: Eukaryota; Viridiplantae; Streptophyta; Magnoliopsida; Fabales; Fabaceae. The coding region runs from base 13 to 3033 and encodes 1006 amino acids.